CUGUUUGUAGAGGAAUUAACAGAUCGGUUUCGGUGGUCAGUCCUGGAUCCACCCACGACAGCACAGAUUGUCGAACUGGACGAUACGGGCAGUCCUCAGUGGCGGCCUCUGCUCGGUCCGCCAAACCAUGCGCUCGCUGAAGAACCUGUCACCCAACCGCCACGUUGCCGCAUGCUUAUCGCUUUUGACGUGGUGUAUAGCGCAGAUUAUUGGCUUGAUGCCGAUGCACUGAACGAACAGCCCGCACCCUUGGUGAUUGAAAAUGUAGGAGGACAGCCCAUUACAUUUGAAAAGUUCAUCAAUGAAUUGCAUCUUUACGCUCCGGAACUGCGCGAGACCAUCUUCGGAAUCUAA
Molecule: messenger RNA, 354 nt
Organism: Bipolaris oryzae ATCC 44560
Lineage: Eukaryota; Fungi; Ascomycota; Dothideomycetes; Pleosporales; Pleosporaceae
Exons: 1
Source: RefSeq, a predicted model, not a curated record